CAGUGUAAGACAGAAAGCGGGUGGCUCAAAAUAAUUUUCUAGCUCUGCCAUUACGUCAGUAACUCGAGUUGAUUAGUCAAGAAAUACAGGUUGUUCAUUAAUACUCCUCGAAAAUAUUAUUUUUGAUCUAUAAUAUUUCACAAUGUCGAACAUGGAAAAGCAUUUGUUUAACCUGAAAUUUGCUGCCAAGAAUUUGGAGAGGUCAGCAAAGAAAAGUGAAAAAUCCGAAAAAGAAGAAAAACUAAAGUUAAAAAAAGCUAUUCAGAAAGGGAACUCUGAAGGUGCAAAAAUUCAUGCUGAGAAUGCUAUCAGAGAGAAAAAUCAGGCUUUGAACUACAGAAGAAUGAGUGCUCGGAUAGAUGCAGUUUCAGCUAGAGUACAAACAGCAAUAACAACCAAAAGGGUCACUCAGUCUAUGGGAGGUGUUGUAAAAUCUAUGGAAUCAGCUAUGAAAUCUAUGAACUUGGAGAAGGUUGCAACAUUAAUGGAUCGAUUUGAGAAAGAAUUUGAAAACCUUGAUGUACAGUCUCAAGUAAUGGAAGGUACAAUGAGCAACACAUCAACUUUAACAGCACCACAAAAUGAAGUCGAUCAACUAAUGAUGCAGGUUGCAGAUGAAGCUGGAUUGGAAUUAAAUAUGAAUCUUCCCUCUGCCCGAGACUCUGCUCUCAGUUCUGCCACAGCUGCCACAAAUUCAACACAGGAACAGGAUGAACUUAGCCAACGGUUAGCUCGAUUGCGACAAAUGUGAAAUGGACUUGUCUCCCUAUAUUACGCCACAUUCAUUAUCAAUUUUAGCUAGUGAUAUUAAUUACUUUUGAACAAUCUGAUCAAUCUCUUUUGCUCUCUUUGUUUAUUUUGUAAAAUUUUAUAAAUCUUCAUAAAUAUGACUGAAUCAUUGUACACAGACACACACACACACAAUAAAUAACCGUAAAAGAAAUUAUGAAUAACUUGUUACUAGUUUAAUUAUAUUUUUAAUUCAAUAUUUAAAUCAGGAAUUCAGCAUGUAUCCAUGAUAAAUAAAGUUGAAAUUUGAUUAAAUAUAAUCAAAAUUAUAUUAUGAACAUAUUUAUCUUUAUUGGUUAUUUUGGCCUUUUUAAUACUCUGUAAUCAUGCUUCACAUCUUGUAAAAACAAGUGCAGUAAGUUGACAAAAUUGAUAGAACAAUGAACAAUAUGCCUUGUGAUGUUUAGUUACAUCUCUUUAAAUUCUGAGUUCAAAGCCUACCAAGGUCAACUUUGCUUUCCAUCCUUCUGGAUUCAAGAAAAUAAGUACGAGUCAAGUUUAGGAUUUGACUGGUACUUAUUUUCUUCACCCCAGAAGAAUUGAUUUAAAAGGUUGAACUCCUUCCUCCAAAAUUUGUGGCCUUUUGCCUUUGUUAGAAAUCGUUAUUGUUAAAGACAGAUUUCCCAUGACAAUUAUCCUACCUUCUUUCAUAUAAUUUGCACACUCCCUUUGCCUGUCAUCUUCACCCUUCUUUUAAAGUGACAAGAUUAGUCUCUUUGGCAUCUUUUAAUGGUUUGGUCAAUAGCAAUGAGCAGUGCCCUUAACCUACAUAAACCAUUUGUAGCUGAUGAGAUUAAUACUAUUUGUCCAGAUUGGGCAUCUGUACCUCAAAGAUCUGCAGGAACCAUGUGUGAAGAGAGAGUUCCAGAGAGUUGAUGCUCAUUGAACCAUUAUAGAAAUUUGGAUAAUUUCUAGUAUGGUUCUAAAACUGACUCGAAAUUAUUCAACUCCUUCACCAGAUUAAGGCUGCAUGAACUUUCUCUUUUUCUUAAAACUUGAAAAACGAAAAAGAAAAAACUAUUGAACCAUUGUAGAAAUUUUGAUAAUUUCUUGUAUGGUUCAAUGAAAUUAUCCUGGUUAUUAAUUUGGAUAACUAUUAAUUACAAAUAGUUACAAAUUACUAAUCUGGAUAAUUUCUGGUUCAUUUUCAUUUUUGAGCUUUAAUAUGGUGGUGAGCUGACAAAAUCAUCAGAGCAUUGAAAAAAUACUUUGUGUUUUUGUCCCACUUCUUUAUGUUCUGAGUUUAAAUCCCACUGGAGCCAACUUUGCUCUUCAUCCUUUCAUAAAAGAAAAUAAAGUACUAGUCAAGUGUUGGGGUUGAUGGUAUCAAUUGACUUCUUCUCUCUGAAUAUUGUUGGCCUUGUACCUAAAUAAGAAAAUUAUUGUUACUUGGUAUUGUCAGUUUUAUAUCUUAAAUGUGCAAAACUCAUAGACAUAAUAAAUUAGAUUAACAACUAGUGUAUCACAAAUUCAUAUCUGCGAUAAACAUUUUGAUAUUUCUAGGUGUUCAGUUGGUUAGAUAUAAAUAAUGUAUCUUCUGAGAGUGAUAGUCUGAUUGUGUACCCAGGGGAUAUUUUGAUUUCUCAUCUACUUGGCGCUGCUGAAUCUAAAGUUAGGAAAUCAUGUAUUUUAUGUAAACAUUGUUUGCCUCUGUUAUCUAAUUAGUAGAUUGUGUCUAAAUGUUUCAAUAAAUUUCCAGUAAAAAAAUAGAUUUUGGAGGUGUUUAAUAAAAUAUCUGCAACUUUAUACAUUGAUACAUAUUAAUCCUGGAGUUAGCCAUCUGAAAUCUCAUCUAGUGAGAUUUUUAUUGAAAUUUUAAUUUAAAUAUGAACGAAUUGAUUAAGAUGGUUUAUCACUAAAAGGG
Messenger RNA from Octopus sinensis (East Asian common octopus), 2653 nucleotides. Its product is annotated as charged multivesicular body protein 1b-2. The record is from RefSeq and is a predicted model, not a curated record. The coding region runs from base 143 to 751 and encodes 202 amino acids. The transcript has 7 exons. Gene Ontology annotation, cellular component: multivesicular body; ESCRT III complex. Gene Ontology annotation, biological process: protein transport; endosome transport via multivesicular body sorting pathway; late endosome to vacuole transport. Lineage: Eukaryota; Metazoa; Mollusca; Cephalopoda; Octopoda; Octopodidae.